UAAGAUGUCAACAAUAGAAAAUGAAGAAAACAUGAAAGAUUCUGAAGAAGUGAAAAAAGAAAUAGAAAGUAAUGUUCUGCAACUUUUCGGCAAUGACGGUGAACCUAUGCGUGUUUAUCGAUAUAAAGGACAUAAUGUUUUUUAUACAGAACUGGCAUUGUCAGCAUUAUCCAAACUAAAUACAAUGAAAAUUAGACCUGAUGAUAUAUUACUAUAUAGCUAUCCUGGAGCAGGAUCACAUUGGAUGUUUGAAGUCGUUAAUAUGAUAUUGAAAGAAAAUAGUGAAAGAGUACCCAUGAUAAAAGAAGAGAUGGUAUUAGAUUAUGCCCCAGUAGAAAAUCUCGAUUCAGCUGAAUCACCUCGACUAUUGAAUACACAUCUUUCUAUUGAUUUCUUGCCACCGGAAUUGCUAAAAGAUCAUAAAAUUAUCUAUCUAAACCGCAACCCUAAAGCUAUACUGGUGACCUACUACAGACAUUUGCUUGCUGGUAAAUCUUUUGAAUAUAACGGAAAUUUUUCUAGCUUUUUUGACCUUUUUAUGAAAGGAGAAGUACCUUGGGAUGAUUACUUUAAACAUACCCAAGAAUUUUAUACCCUAAUUAAAGAUAACCCAAAUGCAAUUAUCAUAACAUAUGAAAACAUGAAAGAGGAUCUAUCCAAAGUAGUGUCAAGUGUUGCUAAAUUCUUAGGAAAAAUAAUUCCUGAUCAACUUAAUAUAGAUAUUGUUGAUGAGUGUUCAUUUGAUAAAAUGAAAUCUGAGAAACCAGUGACUGGUUCAUAUAUGAGCAAAGACACAUUCAAGGAUAGUGGUACGCUCUACCAUUCUGGUAAAGUGGACACAUGGAAAAAAUGGUUGACUGUGGAGCAAAGUGAAGGAAUGGAUGCAAGGCUCCAAUCAGAACUCACAGAAAGAGGAAUCAAGUUUAAUUUCUGAAUUACUUCAUUUAUGAUAGAAAUUUGCUUUUCUGGAGCUUAGUUUUAAGAUUUAAUAUAAAAUUUUGUCAUCUACUAACAUACACAGGAAAAGAAUAUUGUCAGUUCAAACGAAUCAAUGACUCAAAAAAUAAUUGUCUUGCAAUAAUGGGUGAAUAAUUUUGAAUAAACAUAUAAGUAUUUAAAUCACCUGAACUUUUGCUGCUUAAUGCUAAAAUCUAAUCUCUUAUUGUUCAAAAUAAUAAUCAAC
Molecule: messenger RNA, 1183 nt
Organism: Octopus sinensis (East Asian common octopus)
Lineage: Eukaryota; Metazoa; Mollusca; Cephalopoda; Octopoda; Octopodidae
Product: sulfotransferase 1A2-like
Exons: 5
Coding region: 5-934 (309 amino acids)
Biological process (GO): sulfation
Cellular component (GO): cytoplasm
Molecular function (GO): sulfotransferase activity
Source: RefSeq, a predicted model, not a curated record